Molecule: messenger RNA, 3204 nt
Organism: Enhydra lutris kenyoni (northern sea otter)
Lineage: Eukaryota; Metazoa; Chordata; Mammalia; Carnivora; Mustelidae
Product: serotransferrin-like
Biological process (GO): iron ion transport; antibacterial humoral response
Cellular component (GO): recycling endosome; extracellular region; early endosome
Source: RefSeq, a predicted model, not a curated record
CACAGGUCUGUGCUCCCGGCUCCUAGCCACAGACCAGGAAGAUGAGGCUUGCUGUCCCCACCCUGCUGGCCUGCGCGGUCCUGGGGCUGUGUCUGGCUGUCUCCCCUGAGAGAACUGUGAGAUGGUGCACGGUCUCAAAUCAUGAGGCCAGUAAGUGUUCCAGUUUCAUGGAAAAUAUGAAAACUGUCCUUGAAAAUGGUCCUUUUGUCAGCUGUGUGAAGAAAACCUCCUACCUUGAGUGCAUCAAGGCCAUUUGGGCAAAUGAAGCAGAUGCUGUGACACUGGAUGCAGGCUUGGUGUUUGAGGCGGGCCUGAAUCCCUACAACCUAAAGCCUGUAGUGGCAGAGUUCUAUGAGUCAGAAGGGGAUCAAAAAACCCAGUAUUAUGCUGUGGCUUUGGUGAAGAAGAGCAGUAACUUCAACCUGAAUGAGCUCGAAGGCAAGAAGUCCUGCCAUACAGGCCUUGGCAGGUCUGCUGGAUGGAACAUCCCUAUGGGCUUACUUUAUUGGAAGCUGCCUGAGCCACGUGACUCUCUUCAGAAGGAUCGGACAGCCUUUCCCAAACUAUGUCAACUGUGUGCAGGGAAAGGGACAGACAAGUGUGCCUGCUCUAACCAUGAACCAUACUUCGGAUACUCAGGUGCCUUCAAGUGUCUGAUGGAUGACGCUGGGGAUGUGGCCUUUGUCAAGCAUUCAACAGUGUUCGAAAACCUGCCAAAUGAAGCUGAUCGGGAUGAGUAUAGGCUGCUCUGCCCAGACACCUUGCAGAGGAUGACAGUAGAUAAAUAUAAGGACUGCCACCUGGCCCGUGUCCCUUCCCAUGCUGUUGUGGCCCGAAGUGUGGGGGGCAAGGAAGACUUGAUCUGGGAGCUUCUCAACCAGGCCCAGGAAUAUUAUGGCAAAGACAAAUCUAAAGCCUUCCAGCUCUUCGGCUCACCUUUGGGGAAGGACCUGCUGUUUAAGGAUUCUGCCCAAGGGCUUUUCAGGAUUCCCUCUAAGAUGGACACCUGGCUGUACCUGGGUUAUGACUAUGUCACUGCUCUUCGGAAUCUAAGGGAAGAUGUGCGCCCGGAUACCCCAAGGGAUGAAUGCAAGAAGGUGAAAUGGUGUGCCAUAGGUCACCAUGAGAGGGUCAAGUGUGAUGAGUGGAGCGUAAACAGUGAAGGGAAAAUAGAGUGUGAAACAGCAGAGUCCACUGAAGACUGUAUUGCCAAGAUCGCGAAAGGAGAGGCUGAUGCCAUGAGCUUGGAUGGAGGCUUCAUCUACAUAGCGGGCCAGUGCGGUCUGGUGCCUGUCCUGGCAGAAAACUACAAGGUUACAAGUUGUCAGGGGCCCAGGGGUGUUAAUACUUUCUUUUUUGGUGUCUUUCUUGUAGGGUAUAAGGCUGUGGCUGUAGUUAAGGCAUCAGCAGAUGCGAGCCUCACCUGGAACAAUCUGCAAGGCAAGAAGUCCUGCCAUACCGCAGUAGAAAGAACCGCAGGCUGGAACAUCCCCAUGGGCCUGCUCUACAGCAGGAUCAACCACUGUGAAUUUGAUAAAUUUUUCCAGGAAGGCUGUGCCCCUGGAUCUAUGCGAAAUUCCAGUCUUUGUGCUCUGUGCAUUGGCUCGGCAAGUGGUCCAGGAAAGGAGUGUCUUCCCAAUAACCAUGAGAGAUACUAUGGCUACACAGGGGCUUUCAGGUGUCUGGUGGAGAAGGGAGAUGUGGCCUUUGUGAAAGACCAGACGGUCAUGCAGAACACUGAAGGAAGGAACACUGAAGAUUGGGCUAAGAAUCUGAAGGAAAAAGACUUCCAGCUGCUGUGCCCUGAUGGCAGUAGGAAGUCUGUGAGCAACGCUGACAACUGCUUCCUAGCCAAGGCCCCAAAUCAUGCUGUGGUCUCACGGAAAGAUAAGGCAUCUUGUGUUAGCAAAACAUUACUUGACCAGCAGGUUAUGUUUGGAGGAAAUGGAAAUGACUGCUCGGGAAAGUUUUGUUUGUUCCACUCGAAAACCAAGGACCUUCUGUUCAGGGAUGACACAAAAUGUUUGGCCAAACUUCCAGAAAGCACAACAUAUGAAAGUUACUUAGGAGCAGCAUAUGUCACAGCUGUUGCUAACCUGAGACAGUGCUCCACCUCAAAGGAAAUAUAAAUUGAGGACUACCACUCCCGUGAUGCUCCGCUUCGGACGCCUGCGCAGAGUCUAGGGCCACGUGGCUUUCGCGGCGCUGGACCACGAACCUCAGCCAUGGCUUCCGCGGACACCCGGCGGGUGGCGAAUGGCGGCAGUGUCGGGGGAGCCUUCCAGCCCCACCUAGACUACUUGCGGCAGGAGCUGCAGCAGAGGGACCCGACACUGCUGUCAGCCGUGGUGGCGCUUCUCGCGGUGCUGCUGACGCUGGUGUUCUGGAAGUUCAUCCGGAGCAGAAGGAGCAGUCAAAGAGCUGUUCUUCUUGUUGGCCUGUGUGACUCUGGGAAAACAUUGCUUUUUGUCAGAUUGUUAACUGGCCUUUACAGAGACACUCAGACAUCUAUCACUGACAGCUCUGCUGUGUAUAGAGUCAACAAUACCAGGGCCACUAGCCUGACCUUGAUUGAUCUCCCAGGCCAUGAGAGCUUGAGACUUCAGUUCUUAGAGCGUUUUAAGGCUUCAGCCAGGGCUGUUGUGUUUGUUGUGGACAGUGCAGCCUUCCAGCGAGAGGUGAAAGAUGUGGCAGAGUUUCUGUAUCAAGUCCUCAUCGACAGUAUGAGUCUGAAGAACACACCAUCAUUCUUAAUUGCCUGCAAUAAGCAAGACAUUACAAUGGCAAAAUCCGCAAAGUUAAUUCAGCAGCAGCUUGAGAAAGAACUCAACACUUUACGAGUCACCCGUUCUGCUGCCCCCAGCACACUGGACAGUUCCAGCACUGCCCCCGCUCAGCUGGGAAAGAAAGGCAAAGAAUUUGAGUUCUCGCAGUUGUCCCUCAAAGUGGAGUUCCUAGAGUGCAGUGCCAAGGGUGGAAGAGGGGACAUGGGCUCCGCAGACAUCCAGGACCUGGAGAAAUGGCUGGCGAAAAUCGCCUGAGGGGCAGGGCCAGAGCUCAGGACAUGAAUGUGAAUGUGUGUGGCCCACAGUUUUGGAAAAGGGUUUGGUAGCCUGGAGAUGAUAAAGAAGUUGAUAAAGAAUGGGUACGAAAUGUAAUUAGAAACAUUUUCUUGUUCUGGAAACAAAUUAUUGUUGAAAGUAA